This is a messenger RNA of Phyllostomus discolor (pale spear-nosed bat), 1670 nucleotides long. RefSeq names its product WD repeat domain 18 (gene WDR18). The transcript has 10 exons. Gene Ontology annotation, biological process: rRNA processing; DNA-templated DNA replication. The record is from RefSeq and is a predicted model, not a curated record. Bases 38 to 1336 code for a protein of 432 amino acids. Gene Ontology annotation, cellular component: nuclear pre-replicative complex. Gene Ontology annotation, molecular function: protein binding. Lineage: Eukaryota; Metazoa; Chordata; Mammalia; Chiroptera; Phyllostomidae.
UGGUGAUGACGCAUUUCCGGGGCGGUGGGAGAGUAAGAUGGCGGCGCCCAUGGAGGUGGCCGUGUGUACUGAUUCGUCUGCCCAGUUGUGGAGUUGCAUCGUGUGGGAGCUGCACUCGGGUGCUAACCUGCUCACGUACCGCGGCGGCCAGGCUGGGCCCCAUGGCCUGGCUCUGCUCAAUGGCGAGUACUUGCUUGCGGCGCAGCUGGGCAAGAACUACAUCAGCGCCUGGGAGCUGCAGCGGAAGGACCAGCUGCAGCAGAAGAUCAUGUGCCCUGGGCCUGUCACGUGUCUGACCACGUCACCCAAUGGCCUCUACUUGCUGGCGGGCAUUGCAGAGAGCAUAUACCUGUGGGAGGUCUCCACAGGGAACCUCCUGGUCAUCUUGAGCCGCCACUACCAGGACAUCUCCUGCUUGCAGUUCACAGGGGACAGCAGCCACUUCCUCUCGGGUGGCAAGGACUGCCUGGUGCUGGUGUGGAGCCUGUGCAGUGUGCUGCAGAUGGAUUCCUCCAGGACCCCAGCCCCCCGGCAUGUCUGGUCCCGUCACACCCUUCCCAUCACAGACCUGCACUGUGGCUUUGGGGGUCCCCUAGCCAGGGUGGCCACAGCCUCGCUAGACCAGACAGUGAAGCUAUGGGAGAUCUCCUCAGGAGAGCUGCUGCUCUCCGUGCUCUUUGAUGUGGGCAUUAUGGCUGUGACCAUGGACCUGGCUGAGCAUCACAUGUUCUGCGGUGGCAGUGAAGGCUCCAUCUUCCAGGUCGAUCUCUGCACCUGGCCUGGACAGAGAGAGAAGAGCUUCCAGCCAGAACAGGACAGUGGGAAGGUGUUCAAAGGUCACAGGAACCAGGUGACAUGCUUGUCAGUGUCUACUGACAGCAGUGUGCUGCUCUCUGGCUCACAUGACGAGACCGUGCGCCUCUGGGACAUCCAAAGCAAGCAGUGCAUCAGGACGGUGACCCUGAAAGGCCCUGUGACCAAUGCCUUCAUUAUGCUGGCGCCGGUCAGCAUGCUGAGCUCCGACUUCAGGCCCAGCCUGCCCUUGCCACACUUCAACAAACACCUGCUGGGCGCUGAGCAUGGGGACGAACAGCACCGCGGGGGCCUGACGCUGCGCCUGGGCCUCCACCAGCAGGGCUCAGAGCCCAGCUAUCUGGAGCGAGCGGAGCGGCUGCACAAGGUCAUGUGCAGCACUAUGGAAAAGAACGUGCUGGGCGGCCAGGACCAGCUGCGAAUCCGAAUCACGGAAUUAGAAGAUGAGGUGCAGAACCUGCGCAAGAUCAACCGCGACCUGUUUGACUUCUCCACCCGCAUGAUCACCCGGCCUGCCAAGUGAGUGCCGGGACCCAGGCCACUUGCCCACGGACAGGCCGUCAGGGCUGGCCUCCCUGGGGCUGCUGGGCUGACGCCCCUGGACCACCACGUGUCCCCAGCUUGCCUUCCCCUGGACUGUUAACCUGCGUGAGGGCUCGUUUUGUCUGUGAUGACCCACCGGUGUCUGUUGUGUCCAGUUGGUGCUGUUCAGUUUUUAACAAAAAGACCUAAAAUCCUGUCAUCCUCAGUCCUCCGUAUGUGCUGAGGGCUAUUCCAGGACUCAGGCUGGACUCUGGGACCCUCGACACGGGCCAUCAGGUCUGACUUAGUCAAAACCUAGUGUUGGGAAGCUGUGA